UGAACUUUAUUUUCCCCUCGACUUCGGACAAAAUUAUAACCCGAUCGAUCCGCUUUCCCGGCCACCACCACCCGUCUACAUAUAUUUUUCCAUGUGCGACCACUUCACCGCGCCGCGCGGGUCAAUUUUCAGCCGAGGCAACGCGUGCAGAACGCAGUCUGCAGCUGAUAGAAACUUAGACGCUGAUGUGAGGUGGAGGUUCAGCCUCAGCACCUUCUCUGUUACCUCCCCCCUCCUCCUGCCUUCUCUGCGCUCUCCAUCCCUCCCCAUGCACCCGGAUCGCUCCCCGUGCGCGCCUCUCACCAAAAUCUCUUUGCUUUCUUCUUCACGCUCUGCUCCUGUAAAGUAAUACCAAACCAUUUUUUCGGACAGCUGCAAGCUUAGAGAGGAGUCAAUUUUUUUUUUCUCUUGACAACUUUUUUUGGAGAUAACUUUUCCUCUCUCUCUCUCUCUCUCUUUCUCUCUGUUCCGCGCCUCUAGAUCUGUCGCAAUUUAUCUCCCGUUCGCGCCGGUAUUUACUCACAACAACACUCAUGCAUCAUUUCAGUGUAGAGUAGUUUAAUCCAGAGGGCGGGAAGGAUGCGCUGUCCGAUCUCCUAAAACUGCACAAUUACCACCAGUCCUCCACGCAAGUCGACGGGAUUCCCAUUCCAGCCCAAGAGGGAGCUGCUGGACAAGUCAAUGAAGGUGCGCCGGUGAAGUGACGCUUUUCUGCGGUGCGACAGCGGCGCUCUCCCACGUGUCCUCCCUCUUCCCGGACCGGAACCCCCCGCAGCGGCGAACAGACUUCGACCCAGGCCGGGAGACGGUGAUCAGGCUUCGGCCUCAGGUGCAUCUCUGAGGCGGGGCGACGCGGAAGGUCCAGGUGUUGUGGAGGCAUGGACUGCAACUGCGUCAGCGAUCUGCUGAUCCCACCGGUGCCCGCCCUCUGGACCCCAGGGUUCGCUUUCCCGGACUGGGCCUACAAACCUGAGUCGAGCCCAGGGUCCAGGCAGAUCCAGCUGUGGCACUUCAUCCUGGAGCUGCUGCAGAAGGAGGAGUACCAGGGGGUGAUCGCCUGGCAGGGAGACUACGGGGAGUUCGUCAUCAAGGACCCAGACGAGGUGGCCCGGCUGUGGGGGAUCAGGAAGUGCAAGCCCCACAUGAACUACGACAAGCUGAGCCGGGCGCUGAGGUAUUACUACAACAAGCGCAUUUUGCACAAAACCAAAGGGAAGCGGUUCACCUACAAGUUUAACUUCAGUAAAGUGGUGCUGGUGAACUACCCCAUCCUGGACAUGGCCAACUCUCCCUUCUUUCUGGCCCAGAACCACUUUAACGGGGGCUCGGCUGCUCCGGACUGCAGCCCAGAGGUACGAACGGCCAUCCAGUCCCUGUUUCCUCGUUUGCCGGACACCGGCCGAGGAACCUCCCUGUUUGACCGAGGAUCCACGGCGCCGGGACCUGAAGGAGAUAAACUGAGACUGGACGCGUUCCCUUUCCUCGGUUCAGGUGCCCCGUGCUAUUCCAAACCUCCGUCCCUGCUGGGCCCGUACCCUCGCAACCCACCCUUUGACUACCCCUGGAGUUUCAACCCGUACCUCCCGGGGGCCUUCUCUCUCAACAACUGCCCCAAACUGCCCCCUGGCUCCCUCUACCCCUCCCAGUUUUACCCCAACCCUUUGCAGAGCAGCCUUUCCCAGCUGCCUCAUCCCUUUUCCUCACUACUCCCCCCAGGGGAGGCUGCCGGAGGUGAGAGGGGAGCGCCGGGGCAGACUGGCGGGACAAACGGCACAGCGGGUGGUCAGCCCGCUCGGCUCUGCUUGCCCCCCUACCCGAGCGGCCUGUCGAUGGGUCGGACUGACAUCGGCAACGGGGCGACGCUGGGGGAGAGGGUGGAGGCAAACCCUCCGAGCACAGGCCUGGGUCUGGGUUUGGGGGCCGUGAGCCUCGGAGCCGGGGCAGGCCAGCAGAGCCCCACGGAGAGGAGGGGCGGGGUGAAGCAGGACCCGGAAUCGGACUCGGACCUGGAGAUAACGGAUCUGAGCGACUGCAGCUCGGACAACGAGAACGAGCAUGACUUUGGCAUCGGGAAGGAGUCGAGCCUGGUGAGCCGGUCGCCGCUUGUGUUGGAUGGGAAAAAGGGGAGCCUGCUACCUCCCAUCACCUCGCUCCCCCCACCGGUGUCCCCUCAUCCGCUGAAGAGCCUGAUGCCCCUCACUCCUCCACCUCCUUCCCUGCCUCCGUCGCUCUCCCCCUCCAUGGCUCUGCACGACAGACACAGGGAGGCAGAGACUCUGAAAAUGAUCCACAGCUAAGACAUUUUCUGACCAUGCUGACCGGGUCUACGCUCUGAUAACUCUCUUCUUCUUUCCUGCUUUAAGCGAUCAAAUCUCAAUCUCACGCUUGGUUAUAAUUUUUUCCAGGUGUAGCACUUACAUCCCCUACGCCGAAACGGUUUGCUGUGUAAGUUUUUUCACUCAUCGCCCCGCUGUCUCUUCCAGAUUGGAUUGCAAUAUUGUUUAGCUGUUAAUGUGUUCGUUUUUCAUUCUGUCUUUUCUGUUUUGAUUCAUCACACCAAAUGUGUGCAAGAACUCUUCAAUUUGCUGUCUGUAGCGGGGCUUUGAGAAGAGGGCAACAAGGUGGCAAAUUACAUAUUACUUCUGGCUGUAAAAAUAUGAACAUACUCGAACAAAUCAUAAUAGCCAAAGCAAAUGUCCAAUUUUACAUAUUUUCAUUUGAAUUCUCGGGGCUGCAAAAUACAUUAAGAGACAUGGUCAAAUAUUGCCACCUAGUGGUUCUCUUAGGCAAUACACUCUAGAGCCUUCACCUUAGUACCUUUGCAAAAGUAGGCACACCACUUUAACUUUUCCCCAUUUUGUCCUGCUACAUGCACAUAUUUCAGUAUAUGUUAUUGUAAUAUUUCUGGUUGGACUGUAGUAGUGUAUAAUUGCGAAUAGGAAGGAAAAUAAUGCAUGGGUUUCAAAGGUUUUUACAAAUGAAAAUCUAAAAAGUGUGGCGUGCAUGUAAAAUCAGCCCCCUCUAAUUUCAGGAUUUGUAGAACCACUGUUUGCUGCGAUUACAGCUGCAAGUCUAGUCUCUCAACCAGCUUUGACUAUCUAGAUACGUUAUAUUUUUGCCUUUCUUCUUUACAACAAAACUGAAGCCCAGGCCGACUGAAUGAAGUGCAGCUCUGAAUAUCACCAUUCAAGUAUCGCUAUAGAGUCAGGUUUAGGCCAUUCUUCCAUGUGAAUAUGAUCUAAGUCAUGCUAUUGUAUCUCUGGCUGUAUGGUUUGGGUUUCUGUGCUGCUAGAGGCUGAAACUCUUCCCCAGCUUUAAGUCUUUUGUAACUUCUAAGAGGUUUCCUCAGAGAAUUGCGCUAUGUUUGACUUCAUCAAUUCCUUCAGUCAGCUCUGGCCAGGUUCCCUGUCCCUGCUGAAGAAACGUGUCUCAGCAUUUCGUAGCAGGCAUGUUAUGUUCAGGAUGUCAGUUUUUCUGCCGCUCACAAACAUAUUCUUAUCUCAUCUGAAAAGAAGACGUUCUUCUGCAUGUUACCUAUGUCCCCUACAUGUCUUGUGGCAACAUGUGGAGGGGACUUCUUGAGUCUUUAUCAGCAACAAUGGCUUUCUUCUUGCCCUGUUUCCAUAAAGACCAGAUACGUGAAGCGAAGAAUUAAUAGCUGUCCUGUCAGCAGGUCCUCCUAUCUGAUCUGGGGCUCUCUGCAGCUCCUCCAGAGUUACCAUGGGCCUUCUGGCUGUUUCUCUGAUUAAUGAUUUCCUUCCCUGACCUGUCAGUACAGCCUGACUGGCAGUUGUUUGUAGGUUUAUAGCCACACAACACAGAUAAAACAGAACCCUGUGGGGUGUUCAAAGCUUGAGGAUAAUGCUUUAUAAUUUAACCCUGCUUUAACCCUCUUUGCGUCUUUAUUUCUGACUUGUCUCCUGCGUUUCUUGUUCUCCACGAUGUUGUUUUCCGACAAACUUCUGAGGUCUUAACACUAAUUAGGUGACUUGUGUAGGCAAUUGGUUUAGCUGGAUUUUAUUUACUGCACCAGAGUAAGGGGGGUAGAGAGCAAGAGCAUGCCAGAUUUUUUGAAAACCAUGUAUUAUUCCUUUUUCACCUAUUCACUGCUUUGUGCUGCUUUGUCAAAACCAUUCCAAUAGAACAUAUGGAAAUCGUGCUUGUUACGGGACUAAAUGCCAAAUUUAAAAAAAGGUUGAAAACUUUAGCAAUGCGCUGUUGUAUGUAUAAACUGUCCCUCCAAACAAACUGUCCCCUUUUAAAUAAGCACUGUUUCAUUUUUUUAUUCAAAUAAAAAGAAUACAUUAUUUAGUCGGUUUUAACAGUAUCACUCUGUGAAUGUUGAAUUCUUGCUGCACUUUUUACAAACAGGAAUGAAAAAGAGAGGCGAGCGAGCUGGAUCAGUUCCAAAUUUGUAUGAAUAUUUCUGUGUAUAUAUUUUAAGAUGGUGUACAUGGCAUUUAAUUAUGAUUCCUCUAUGAUAAGAUUUACCUGUAUCGUUGUGAUUUACUUCAGUAUUUAAACAUGUUGGAAACUUAUAAGCGUCGGUGUAUCAAGGUUCAAACUAUUAAUGGAAGAAGAUCCGCAAUCUGAAAAUGAAGGAAGAGCUCUGUCUUACAUUUUUAUUUAUUUAUUUAUUUGUUUAUUUAUUUAUUUAUUUAUUUAUUUAUUUCCUCUUUUAAUUUCUGAUUUCAGUCUGCCCCAGCUAAUUGUGCCCUUUGGUCAUUUUUACUACAUGCCCAGUGUGGAAAUAAAUACCCGUUGGGUUUUACAAAAACAUACUGGCAGACACAUUUUUAUAGUGAACGUUAAGCCAGUGUGAAACUACUGUAAUUAGUCAAAUGUUAAUGUGAUUGGUUUUUGGACUUUCUUUUUUAAAUCCUCCCCAAAAAAUUGCUUCGUUCAUUUAUCAGUCUGUUUUUUAUUUCCUUCUUUCUUUAUUUAUUACUUGUCCCUGCAGAAACAAACCAUUAAAUAAUGUGAAAAAAAAAAACAUUUGUUCCCUAAACACUGUUGUACAGUUUUUUAUUUUAGCAGCCUUUGCUUUGUCAGGCAGUGUCACUUUCAAGGAUCCUCUGUGAAAGCUCUGUUGUAAACUUACUGUAAAGCUUUAUGUUUUGUUGAGUUGUUCCAGGAAAGGUCACAAGUCACCCUUGUGUGAAAUACCAAGCUGUAAAUACUGUUUCCUUUCUGUGUGUAUGUGUGUGUGUACACAUCCCAAAAUGAAAAUGCAGUGAGUCUACCGAUCAUCUUUCUUUAUUUUACUGUAAAGAGGACAAAAAAUGAAUUUGCCAAAAGGAGAAAAAGAUUAAUAUCUUCAAAAAGCAAUAAAUAUUAUUCUGGA
Fundulus heteroclitus (mummichog) is the source of this 5344-nucleotide messenger RNA. It is a transcript of the gene erfl1, whose product is annotated as Ets2 repressor factor like 1. Gene Ontology annotation, molecular function: DNA-binding transcription factor activity, RNA polymerase II-specific; sequence-specific DNA binding. The record is from RefSeq and is a predicted model, not a curated record. The coding region runs from base 879 to 2297 and encodes 472 amino acids. Gene Ontology annotation, cellular component: nucleus. Gene Ontology annotation, biological process: cell differentiation; regulation of transcription by RNA polymerase II. The transcript has 7 exons. Lineage: Eukaryota; Metazoa; Chordata; Actinopteri; Cyprinodontiformes; Fundulidae.